UUUGGAUUCUCAUACUCACGCAAACAUCGCUACUUCUUCUCCUCCUCCUCCUUCGCUGCGCGAGCGGGACGACGACCGGCGACUCCGAUGGAUCGAACCGGAAGACGUCCAUGGUCCGAUCUCCCGCCGGAGAUCCUCUCCAUGAUCGGCAAGCGCCUCGACGCUCGCAUGGACGUCCUCCGGUUCCGCAGCGCCUGCUCUUCCUUCCGCUCCUCCAUCCCUCCGCCUCGCCGCGACGCCUCGCGGUUCCCUUUCUCGAUCCCUCACUUGCAGAGCGCGAGCUCCUCCGUCAUCCUCUGCAAAAGCGCCGUCUGCGUCCUCGAGACCCCGGGAGGAGCCUCCGAUUCGGGCGCCCCGAGUCCUCCUCGAUCCCGGUGGCUGGUGAAGCUCCAGGAGUCGAGCCUCGGCGGCGACGUGCAGCUCCUCAGCCUCUUCUCGCAGCGGCGAAUCACUUACUUGCCCCGCAAUUUCCCCAAGGUAAUCGACUCUCUCGAAUCCAGGAUCGUUGAAAUCUGUAGAGAGUACAGGCUCGAGUACAGUACAUCGGGCAUCGUUCCCGGUAUAAGGAAAGUAGUGGUGUCCCCAGAUUGUGUAUGGACAGAUUUAGAUGAACCCGGGGUUUAUUCAAUUGUUGAGGAUGGGCGAUUAGCUUGCUGGAAGUAUGGGGAUGAGAAUUGGACCUAUUUGGAUGAUCAACAUGGCUGUUCUUAUGAUGACAUUAUAGUGUAUGAAGGCAAAGUCUGUGUCGUUGAUUGGUCCGGGGCGGUUUCGCUGAUCGACUCGUCAUUCAGGGCUCAAAAGUUCUCGCCAUCAAUCUGCAGCGACGGUGGCGGUGGCGGCAGCUGCGGCGAUUGCAAACAUUUGGUGGUAUCGGGAGGUGAUCUGUAUGUUGUGGAUAGAUACCUUGGCGGCAAUCUAGCCAGAUUCGAUAUUGAUGCUUUUAUGGAUGAUUUUCCAUACCCUAGUUUUAAUGAGACAUUUGAUUUCAGAGUCUAUAGAUUGGAUCAACGAUGUGGGAAAUGGGCGGAGGUAAAAAGCUUGGGCAACAUGGCUUUCUUUCUCAGUAAGCACUGUUCAUAUGCAAUCUCUAUGCACGAGCUUGGUGGAUGCAAUGGGAAUUGCAUCUACUUCAUGGAGAACACCGAUUCCGAUGUUAAUGUGUUUAGCUUGGAGGAUCGUACCAUCAAGUGGCUAAUCUUUUCCGACUUCCUAAUGAGCACACAGGGCACAUCCGACUUGACUCGACCAAAACAGAUGCCUUCCAGGUCCGAAGAGUACGUCGAUUAGACCAUGGUAGUCCUCAAUAUAAGAUUCGAAAUAGAUGGAGGUGUAAUUUAUCUGUAUGUGAGCAUGUCUCUGUUCCGGCAUCUUGGGGUUUAGCUUUUCCUUUCCCUAGUUUUGUAACGGCAGUGCUUGAAUGUAUCUACUCUCCUUCAUACUUGUAUAAUAGAGCAGAAUAUCAAUACAAAAUAAUUUGGGUUGCCUUUGUGAA
Molecule: messenger RNA, 1492 nt
Organism: Syzygium oleosum
Lineage: Eukaryota; Viridiplantae; Streptophyta; Magnoliopsida; Myrtales; Myrtaceae
Product: putative F-box protein At5g60060
Exons: 1
Coding region: 88-1287 (399 amino acids)
Source: RefSeq, a predicted model, not a curated record